AUUAUUGCUAUCCCAGUUUCAGACGCAGAAAAGUUAGGGGAACGCGACAGAGAAAUCCUGGCUCCACAUUUACUAGUAGGACUUUGGUCAAAAGCCUUGCUGUCUCCAUGGUACUUGCCCCCCACCCCCCAUGGAAGCUAGAAUAAGUAUCCUAGUGUGGGGAGAGUUCUGUUGGUUGAAACAUAACAAAGGCUAUCAUUAACAGUCUCUCAUAAGGUCACACAACUGUCACCUGCCAGACCCGAGAUCCAAAUCCAGAUCUGACUAAAAACAAUACUCUCAGCUACUGCCUUUGUCUAACCUACCCUCAUGAAGUGGAUAUUAUUUUUAUGGAAGAGGAAACUGAGGCUCAGAGAAGUGGAGUAGCCCAAGCUAUCCAGCUUUUCACCACACUCCUCCUGGCCCUUUGCCUUGUAUCUUGGCACCUAACUCUUGACACUUUGUCGGUCUCCACUGCCCCCUUCCUCGAGAACACUAUCUCCUCUUCCUAAGGGCUUUUUCUACUUCUGACUUUGUCCCCAUAUCCAAUACAUUUCUCCACCCUGGAUCCAAAGUGAUCCUCCAAAAACACAAAUCAGACUACUGACUUCUAAUUAAAACUCUAGGCUGGGGUCCAGGGCAAAAAUGGUGGCAGCUGUUGCCUCACGGAUUUCUCGGCUGCUGGGUUGGUCUUGUCCACAGCUGGGGUGGUUUAUGUCCAGUGGUACCCAUGGUGGACAGGGAAAGGCUAGCAUGUGGAAGGCCCUCACCUUCUUCAUCACGCUCCCCGGGGUGGCAGUCAGCAUGUUGAAUGUGUUUCUAAAGUCACACCAUGGAGAGCACAAGAGACCCAAGUUCAUCCCCUACCCCCAUCUCCGCAUCAGGACCAAGCCAUCUCCCUGGGGAGAUAGUAACCAUACUCUAUUCCAUAGCCCUCGUGUGAAUCCACUUCCAACUGGCUAUGAAGAUGAAUAAAGAGAAUCUGGACCACUACCCGGGCACUGGGGACCACAGCACUGGUUUGGACCAUACUCUGCACACGGACCAGAAAAAGUAUACAGGACCUUAGGCUCACCUGUGUCAGAUGAUGACUGGCAUGCUGAUUUUCCAUCCCUUUGCUUGCAGCAGAAGAUGGCUUAAAUAAAUAGCUUAAACUUAGAAAACAAAGAAACAAACAAAACUCUAGGCUGGGUGUGCUGGCCCAUGCCUAUAGGAUUGCUUGAGUCCAGGAGUUAGAGGCAGCAGUGAGCACUGAAGCCUGAGUGACAGAGUAAGACCCUGUCUCUAAAGAGAAAAAAAAAAAAAAAACACCACCACCAUUAACAACAAA
Messenger RNA from Callithrix jacchus (white-tufted-ear marmoset), 1309 nucleotides. The record is from RefSeq and is a predicted model, not a curated record. Lineage: Eukaryota; Metazoa; Chordata; Mammalia; Primates; Cebidae.